ACGCCCUAUUUAAAGAAAAAGGAGCCAAUUUAAAGUGACUUUAAAACUCCAAUGUUUGCUUAUGAUUUAACUCCUUCCCCUUCUUUAUGAAGUCGAAUAAUAAACUUUGUAAACAAUUUUCGCCUAUGUUUCGCAUUGUGUUUGAGCUGCAACCUGGGCUUAGCCCAACUCAAGACCCUUUCUUUUUCUACCAGACCUCUAAAGCUGCUUUAUACCGUUCAGUUAAAAAGAAAAAACAAAAGAUUUCUGAAGUGUUCCUCGGCAAAAGAGAAUUCUUAACUUUUAACAUCCUAAAAGUGCCCGUUGAAAACUGCUCAUCGUUUAUAGAGAUGGAAGUAGAUCCAAAGGAGGUAUACUCAAGUGCAACCUCAGGGGACUGCCUAAAGGCUCUUCUUCACUUUUAUAAGUACAACAGCUCGAAGAAUGAACUUUUAAAGAAAAACAAACAGCUUCCUCCUGAGUCGUUAAGAUCUAAACUUGUUUGUAUAGCUAAUGUGCCAGCUUCAGUAGACUGUUGCGAACUACUUCACUUCCUUCGGUCUUCUUUAGCAGCUGUCUCAAAUAUACGAAUCGUUCAAGAACAAUCGAAAGAAAUUUAUUUGGUUUUACUUCAGUUUCGCACUCAGUUAUCUGCCGAUGACUUCUUUUUGGCUUUCAACGAUGUUCCCUAUAACUUAAACUCCACGCUCUGCCACGUCCUGUUUGUUGAAAAGGUCGAGAUUGUGGAAGGCAGUUGCUUUGAUUAUUAUCCGCCGCUAGGAACUACUGAGCUCCCCUCCUGCUCUGUGUGUUUGGAAUUCUUAGAUGACCAAACGACCGCCAUCUUCACAACGCUCUGCAAUCAUUCCUUUCAUUGUCAGUGCAUUCGUGCUUGGAAGCCGCGCAGUUGUCCGGUAUGCCGCUUCUCCCAAAGCCCACAGAAUCGCAACGAGUGUUCUUCCUGUGGCGUUCACGAGGGUCUCUGGAUGUGUUUGGUGUGCGGAAAUAUCGGCUGUGGAAGAUACUUGCAGAGGCACUCUUUCGAGCACUUCACUCUUACGCAGCACACGUACGCGAUGGAUCUCCAAACACAGCGCGUCUGGGACUAUGCAGCAGACAAUUAUGUUCACCGAUUGGUUCAGAGUUCUGAAGAAGGCAAACUUGUCGAGGUUUCGUCCGCCUUUGCAAGCGUGGAGGAAAAAGUGGAUUCGCUAACUCUUGAGUAUUCGCAUUUGCUAAGCGCACAAAUGGAAGAACAAAAGCGAUACUUUACUGAACAGUUGGAAUUGAGAUCGCAAGACCUCACUAACAAAAUUGAAUUACUUGAAAGCAAACUCAACGAGGAAAAGAAAAAGAAUAACACACUUUUAUCGCAACUAACAAAUACACAAUUAAGUUAUAAAAAGUGUACUUCUGAACUUCAGGAGGAGAGACAGCUUUCGAAAUCUUUAGAAGUGAAUUUGCAGUACUGGAAGAAACAGAAGGAAGCAAAGGAAAAACUAAUAGCCCAAAAUGAGCAGGAGAUAGCCGAACUCAAGAGUCAAGUGCGGGAUCUAAUGUUCUUUCUGGAGACUCGAGAAAAGCUAAAAGAAGAUCCGGAAUUGCAGGAUGGGAAGCUAAUUGUGGUAGAUAAAAAAACUUUGCCUUCUAAGAAAAAACAAAAAGCGGGAAGUUGGAAUAAGAAAACUAAAGAAAAAUGAGUCUUUCAAAUUCUUAAACUGCUCGAGGCAAAUUACAGCACUGUUAUAUUAUAGAUGAGCGAAUAUAUUUUCAUACAGUGAAAGAA
Zophobas morio is the source of this 1765-nucleotide messenger RNA. Its product is annotated as BRCA1-associated protein-like. Gene Ontology annotation, biological process: Ras protein signal transduction; protein ubiquitination. NCBI's taxonomy places the organism in Eukaryota, Metazoa, Arthropoda, Insecta, Coleoptera, Tenebrionidae. Gene Ontology annotation, cellular component: cytoplasm. The transcript is spliced from 16 exons. Gene Ontology annotation, molecular function: zinc ion binding; ubiquitin protein ligase activity. The record is from RefSeq and is a predicted model, not a curated record. The coding region runs from base 87 to 1679 and encodes 530 amino acids.